Molecule: messenger RNA, 5710 nt
Organism: Mus pahari (shrew mouse)
Lineage: Eukaryota; Metazoa; Chordata; Mammalia; Rodentia; Muridae
Gene: Ppfia2
Product: PTPRF interacting protein alpha 2
Exons: 33
Coding region: 338-4129 (1263 amino acids)
Biological process (GO): synapse organization
Cellular component (GO): presynaptic active zone
Molecular function (GO): protein binding
Source: RefSeq, a predicted model, not a curated record
AAGAACCGCCUCCCCCUCUCUUCCCUUUGACAAUGGUCUGAACCGAGCCCUGCUUCCCAAAGCAAAAUUUGUAAUAUGCCAUUUUUCCGAUGGACCUUUCUCCUUUUGGCUGCUGACGGAGCCACGGGAAGAUGCCGAACUGCUGCCACGUUAGGAAACCAGGGCACGUUCCAAGAGAACGCUGGGGCUCGCGAGUGUCUAAGCUGUCUUUCUCCUCCCGUUGCUAGGGAAAUGGUCCAGGACUGCUGGGUGUGAGCCUCACCUCUCCUCCAGCCGCCGAGACUGCGGUUGUCAUUGACAAUUGAAGAAACAGGACCCGAAAUAAGAGACAUUAGCAAUGAUGUGUGAGGUGAUGCCCACGAUUAACGAGGACACCCCAAUGAGCCAGCGGGGUUCCCAAAGCAGUGGCUCUGACUCAGACUCCCAUUUUGAGCAACUGAUGGUCAACAUGCUGGAUGAAAGGGACCGUCUACUGGACACACUCCGAGAGACCCAGGAAAGCCUCUCGCUUGCCCAGCAAAGACUCCAGGAUGUCAUCUAUGACAGAGAUUCACUCCAGAGACAGCUCAACUCAGCCCUACCUCAGGACAUCGAAUCCCUAACAGGAGGGCUGACUGGUCCUAAGGGGGCUGAUCCACCGGAGUUUGCUGCACUAACUAAAGAGUUGAAUGCUUGCCGUGAACAACUUCUAGAAAAGGAAGAAGAGAUCUCAGAGCUGAAAGCCGAAAGAAACAACACAAGACUGUUACUGGAACACUUGGAGUGCCUUGUGUCCCGACAUGAACGGUCACUAAGAAUGACGGUGGUCAAGCGGCAAGCCCAGUCUCCCUCUGGAGUGUCCAGUGAAGUGGAGGUUCUCAAGGCACUGAAAUCUUUGUUUGAACACCACAAAGCCUUGGAUGAAAAGGUAAGGGAGCGACUGAGGGUUUCUUUAGAGAGAGCCUCUGCACUGGAAGAGGAACUAGCUGCAGCUAAUCAGGAGAUUGUUGCCUUGCGUGAGCAAAAUGUUCAUAUUCAAAGGAAAAUGGUAUCAAGUGAGGGGUCCACAGAGUCAGAGCAUCUUGAAGGGAUGGAACCAGGCCAGAAAGUUCAUGAAAAGCGACUAUCCAAUGGCUCCAUAGAUUCGACAGAUGACACCAGCCAGAUCGUCGAGCUGCAAGAAUUGCUUGACAAGCAAAACUAUGAAAUGGCCCAAAUGAAAGAACGCUUAACAGCUCUCUCUUCCCGGGUGGGAGAGGUGGAACAAGAAGCAGAGACAGCAAGAAAGGACCUCAUUAAAACAGAAGAAAUGAACACAAAAUAUCAAAGGGACAUCCGAGAGUGUUAUUUACAGGCCAUGGCUCAGAAGGAAGAUAUGGAAGAAAGAAUCACAACCCUGGAGAAGCGUUACCUGAGUGCUCAAAGAGAAUCUACCUCCAUUCAUGAUAUGAACGAUAAAUUAGAAAAUGAAUUGGCGAACAAGGAAGCCAUCUUGCGGCAGAUGGAAGAAAAAAACAGGCAAUUACAAGAGCGUCUUGAACUGGCUGAGCAAAAGUUGCAGCAGACCAUGAGAAAAGCUGAAACUUUACCUGAAGUAGAGGCUGAACUUGCUCAGAGAAUUGCAGCCCUAACAAAGGCUGAAGAGAGGCAUGGAAAUAUUGAAGAACGUAUGAGACACCUCGAGGGUCAACUUGAAGAGAAGAAUCAAGAACUUCAAAGAGCGAGACAAAGGGAGAAAAUGAAUGAAGAGCAUAAUAAGAGAUUAUCUGAUACUGUGGACAGGCUUCUGACGGAAUCCAAUGAGCGCCUGCAACUACACCUGAAGGAAAGGAUGGCUGCUUUGGAAGAGAAGAAUGUUUUGAUUCAAGAAUCAGAAACCUUCAGAAAAAAUCUUGAAGAGUCCUUACAUGAUAAGGAAAGAUUAGCAGAGGAAAUUGAGAAGCUGAGGUCUGAACUUGACCAAAUGAAAAUGAGAACAGGUUCUCUAAUUGAACCGACUAUAUCAAGAACUCAUAUAGACACCUCCACUGAGUUGCGGUAUUCAGUUGGGUCCCUCGUAGACAGCCAGUCUGAUUACAGAACCACUAAAGUAAUACGAAGACCAAGGAGAGGCCGCAUGGGUGUGCGAAGAGAUGAACCAAAGGUGAAAUCCCUUGGGGAUCAUGAGUGGAACAGAACUCAGCAAAUUGGAGUACUAGGAAGCCACCCAUUCGAAAGUGACACGGAAAUGUCUGAUAUUGAUGAUGAUGACAGAGAAACAAUUUUUAGCUCAAUGGAUCUUCUCUCUCCAAGUGGUCAUUCUGAUGCCCAGACUCUAGCUAUGAUGCUUCAAGAACAAUUGGAUGCAAUCAACAAAGAAAUAAGGCUAAUUCAAGAAGAAAAGGAAUCUACAGAAUUGCGUGCUGAAGAAAUUGAGAAUAGGGUGGCUAGUGUCAGCUUAGAAGGGCUGAACUUGGCGAGGGUCCAUCCAGGUACCUCCAUCACUGCCUCUGUUACAGCUUCAUCACUGGCCAGUUCAUCUCCCCCAAGUGGACACUCAACGCCAAAGCUUACACCAAGAAGCCCUGCCAGGGAAAUGGACCGCAUGGGAGUCAUGACCCUGCCAAGUGAUCUAAGGAAACAUCGAAGAAAGAUUGCAGUGGUGGAAGAAGAUGGACGGGAGGAUAAAGCGACAAUUAAAUGUGAGACUUCUCCUCCCCCAACACCCAGAGCUGUCAGAAUGACUCACACCUUACCUUCUUCCUACCACAAUGAUGCCCGGAGUUUAUCUGCCUCUCUUGAGCCAGACAGCCUUGGGCUUGGCAGUGCCAAUAGCAGCCAAGAUUCUCUCCACAAAGCCCCCAAGAAGAAAGGAAUCAAGUCUUCAAUUGGGCGCUUAUUUGGUAAAAAAGAGAAGGCUCGACUCGGGCAGCUUCGAGGCUUCAUAGAGACGGAAGCUGCAGCACAGGAAUCCCUGGGCUUAGGCAAACUGGGAACUCAAGCUGAAAAGGACAGAAGGCUGAAGAAAAACACAUCGGGGCACGAACUUCUAGAAGAAGCUCGUAGAAAAGGAUUACCCUUUGCCCAGUGGGAUGGGCCCACCGUGGUUGCGUGGCUGGAGCUCUGGCUGGGAAUGCCUGCUUGGUACGUGGCAGCAUGCAGAGCCAACGUGAAAAGUGGUGCCAUAAUGUCAGCUUUAUCGGACACCGAAAUCCAAAGGGAGAUUGGAAUCAGCAACCCUCUGCAUCGCUUAAAGCUCAGGCUAGCGAUCCAGGAGAUGGUUUCCCUCACCAGCCCUUCAGCUCCUCCGACAUCGCGUACUCCUUCAGGCAAUGUGUGGGUGACCCAUGAAGAAAUGGAAAAUCUGGCAGCUCCAGCAAAAACGAAAGAAUCUGAGGAAGGAAGCUGGGCCCAGUGUCCGGUUUUUCUACAGACCCUGGCUUAUGGAGAUAUGAACCAUGAGUGGAUUGGAAAUGAAUGGCUUCCCAGCCUGGGGUUACCUCAAUACAGAAGUUACUUUAUGGAAUGCUUGGUUGAUGCAAGAAUGUUAGAUCACCUCACCAAAAAGGAUCUUCGUGUCCAUUUAAAAAUGGUGGAUAGUUUCCAUAGAACAAGUUUACAGUAUGGAAUUAUGUGCUUGAAAAGAUUGAAUUAUGAUAGAAAAGAACUAGAGAGAAGACGAGAAGCAAGUCAACAUGAAAUAAAAGAUGUUUUAGUGUGGAGCAAUGAUCGAGUUAUUCGCUGGAUACAAGCGAUUGGACUUCGGGAAUAUGCAAACAAUAUUCUUGAGAGUGGAGUGCAUGGUUCACUUAUAGCCCUGGAUGAGAACUUUGACUACAGCAGCUUAGCUCUAUUGUUGCAGAUUCCAACACAGAACACCCAGGCAAGGCAGAUUCUUGAACGUGAGUACAACAACCUCUUGGCCCUGGGAACUGAGCGGAGACUGGAUGAAAGCGACGACAAGAAUUUCAGACGAGGAUCAACCUGGCGAAGGCAGUUUCCUCCUCGUGAAGUUCAUGGAAUCAGCAUGAUGCCUGGGUCCUCAGAAACAUUACCAGCUGGAUUCAGGUUGACCACAACGUCUGGGCAGUCCAGGAAAAUGACGACAGACGUUGCUUCAUCAAGACUGCAGAGGUUAGACAACUCCACUGUUCGCACAUACUCAUGUUGACAAGUCACUCAAAGGAGGCAGCACUGACCUGCUAUGUCAUCUUUUCAGUCUACACGACCUAAAGUGCACUACUGCCUAGGAAGACAAACGGAGAAGCCUUUGUGAAGACUGAAUCCUAAGGGAAUAAUAUAAGUAACAGUUUACCAAACAUUAAAUAUGUGACUCUGGGGGGGAGUUGGGUAUUGAGUCUGAUUAGUUUACUAUGAUUGUAAUAAAAAUGCUUAAGUCAUUUGAUAUAAGAGCAUCAUCCACGUCAUAACUUCUGUACGUCUGAUGCCUUUAUGAGAUGGAACCACUUGUUUUUUUCAUGUUGUAAUAUAAUAGGCAUUUAUGUAUUGCUGUGUACCAUUUCUUUUUAAAUGUGUAAGUCCUCUGUAAAUGGAUAUAAAUAUGAUUUUUUUAAAAAAAUAAAAUAUAUGGUUCAUGGAGUCUUGAGUGCAAACAUUGAACAAUUCCAAGUACUGUUUGUAUUUUACCAUUCCUCCAUUUAUACAGUUUUUUGAAUUGUAACAGUCAAUCAAUAUGUUCCUUAGAAGUGUGUUUCAUGCUUCGACAUGCUUCUCCUUCAAGUCUGUCAAACCUUAAAGCUGAACACCUGCCUCUGAUCAUGUGAUUUAACCUGGAGCCCAAAAUGACCUUUAAAGGCAAUCAGGGAUGUGACACUCUCUCUCUCUCUCUCCUUACAGAAGCACUGUGAUGGCUCAACCUGUUUCAAAAGAAAACAAAGCCAAACUGUUUACAAGAGUCAAAUGCAAUGAUUUUAACAAUUUAUAUUAUGAAAACCAUUACCUAAUUUUGUUGCCUGUGGACCAAGAAACACGCACACACACAAACACAUACACACACACAUGCACACACACACACACACACACACACACACACACACACACACACACUUGACUAAAAACUACAUGUUCAUUCAAAUAGCCUGAACUUCCAGCCAACACUGGACAGUGAAUGUCAACCAUUGUAGAGUCUGAGGUCUAUUUCCACUGGGGUGUGGGCUGGAGGGGCAGAACCCCAUAACCAACCCCUCCUUUUAAAAUCACUGUUAACAGGGCAUUAGCCAGACUCAAGUCUGUUAUUAGAAGCCUUUAGCUGAAAUAACCAUUUUUUGUGACUUCCCUGAAUUCACUUUCAUCAGAGGAAAUAAAGACAGAAUGAUUAACGUAUAUAGUGUAUAAAAGGUAAAGAUGAGUAACCUCUUCCUUGUGGCUUUAUUCGGUGGUGUCACUGUUGUUUAUUCUUUAUUGAUAUGGGAGAUUUCAAAGUGGAACCUAUUUAAUAAUACCAUUGAUCUAACUGCUGUUUUCCUGCUGCUUGGUCUUAAUGCAAGACCCGUCAUUAGUAAAUUAUUAUUAAUUUUUUUUGUAUUUUAAUUCAUUAUAUUUGCACGUACAUUUGUUUCGAUGUCUAUUUUUGUUGAACAGAUUCAAUCAAAAGGUAAUGGCAACAGAAACCCUCUUCAUUAUCAAUAAAACAAAAAAAUGCCUCCAGUUUCCUGCUUAAGCUUUGUUAUCUGGUAGCCUGACAUUUAACGAUUUAUUCCAAUCACCAAGAAAAGCAUUCAACAAUUUCAAA